Messenger RNA from Pyricularia grisea, 687 nucleotides. RefSeq lists its product as uncharacterized. Gene Ontology annotation, biological process: carbohydrate catabolic process. Bases 1 to 687 code for a protein of 228 amino acids. Gene Ontology annotation, molecular function: cutinase activity. The record is from RefSeq and is a predicted model, not a curated record. The transcript has 3 exons. Gene Ontology annotation, cellular component: extracellular region. NCBI's taxonomy places the organism in Eukaryota, Fungi, Ascomycota, Sordariomycetes, Magnaporthales, Pyriculariaceae.
AUGCAGUUCAUCACCGCCGCUCUCACCCUCAUCGCCCUGGUCUCGGCCUCUCCAGUCGUCAUCACUGGCGAGAAACCUUCCGAGCUGGAAGCGCGCCAGUUGAGCUCUACGCGCAACGACCUCACGUCGGGCAACUCCGCAGCAUGCCCCAGUGUCAUCUUCAUCUUUGCCCGGGCUUCUGGCGAGAUUGGCAACAUGGGUAUCAGCGCGGGCGUCAGCGUGGCUUCGGCGCUUGAGCGCGAGUUCCGCAAUGACAUCUGGGUGCAGGGCGUGGGUGGCCCUUACGAAGCUGCCAUCGCGCCAAACCUCCUCCCCGCGGGGACCACGCAGGAAGCCAUCGAUGAGGCGAAGCGCAUGUUCGAAAUGGCCAACACCAAAUGUCCCGACGCUUCCGUCGUUGCUGGAGGAUACAGCCAGGGAACGGCAGUCAUGUCCAACGCUAUCAGCGAGCUGUCUUCGGCCGUGCAGGACCAGAUCAAAGGCGUGGUGCUGUUUGGGUACACCAAGAACCUCCAGAACUCUGGUCGGAUCCCAAAUUUCCCGGCUGACAAGACCGAGGUCUACUGCAACGCCUCCGAUGCUGUUUGCUUCGGAACCUUGAUCCUUCUGCCUGCUCACUUCCUGUACACAACUGAGGCGUCCACCUCGGCGCCGAACUACCUCAAGGGCAAGAUAAACUCGGCUUAG